This is a messenger RNA of Equus quagga, 2156 nucleotides long. RefSeq names its product MFNG O-fucosylpeptide 3-beta-N-acetylglucosaminyltransferase (gene MFNG). The record is from RefSeq and is a predicted model, not a curated record. Gene Ontology annotation, cellular component: Golgi membrane. Lineage: Eukaryota; Metazoa; Chordata; Mammalia; Perissodactyla; Equidae. Gene Ontology annotation, biological process: regulation of Notch signaling pathway; pattern specification process. Gene Ontology annotation, molecular function: O-fucosylpeptide 3-beta-N-acetylglucosaminyltransferase activity. The coding region runs from base 288 to 1331 and encodes 347 amino acids. The transcript has 8 exons.
UCAGCCACCUCUGGGGCUCCCUAGGGGCGCCCCGCCCCUCGGGCUGCGCUGGAGGCGGGGGCGGGGCCAGGCGCCCCAGCGCCGUUGGGAGGGCCCGGAGCAGGUGGAAGGCUGGCGGCGCCGGCGGCUGGGCCUCCCGGUCCAGAGCACCACCUCCCACCGCUCCCUUCCUUGCCUGUCCCCGAUGCCCUCCAGACUUUUGCCUUUGCCGGGGCCCCCGCCUGACCAGCCUCCCCUCCCUGUCUGGUUGGGAUUUGGGGGCUGAGCCGUCUGGGGUCCCAGGGCUGAUGCAGUGCCGGCUCCUCCGGGGCCUGGCCGGAGCCCUCCUCACCCUUCUGUGCAUGGGGCUCCUCUCCCUGCGGUACCACUCGAGCCUGUCCUCUCAGGGCGUGCAGGAGACCCCCGAGCCGGGCCCGCCGAGCUCUCGGCCCCCUGAGCUGCAGCUGCACGAUGUCUUCAUCGCGGUCAAGACGACCCGGGCCUUCCACCGCUCCCGCCUGGAGCUGCUGCUUGACACGUGGGUCUCCAGGACCCGGGAACAGACGUUCAUCUUCACAGACAGCCCGGACGAAGGCCUCCAGGAGAGACUGGGGUCCCACCUUGUGGUCACCAACUGCUCUGCAGAGCACAGCCACCCCGCCCUGUCCUGCAAGAUGGCUGCUGAGUUCGAUGCCUUCUUGGCCAGCGGGCUGAGGUGGUUUUGCCACGUGGACGACGACAACUACGUGAACGCGCGGGCGCUGCUGAAGCUGCUAAAAGCCUUCCCGAGGACCCGCGACGUCUAUAUCGGCCGGCCCAGCCUGAACCGGCCCAUCCACGCCUCCGAGCCGCGACCCCGCAACCGCACGAGGCUGGUACAGUUCUGGUUCGCCACUGGGGGUGCCGGCUUCUGCAUCAACCGCAAACUAGCUUUGAAGAUGGCCCCAUGGGCCAGUGGCCCCCGCUUCGUGGACACGUCUGCGCUCAUCCGGCUGCCUGACGACUGCACUGUGGGCUACAUCGUUGAGUGCAAGCUGGGCGGCCGCCUGCAGCCCAGCCCCCUCUUCCACUCCCACCUGGAGACCCUGCAGCUGCUGGGGGCGGCCCAGCUCCCGGAGCAGGUCACCCUCAGCUAUGGCGUCUUUGAGGGGAAGCUCAACGUCAUUAAGCUACAGGGCCCCUUCUCCCCCGAGGAGGACCCCUCCAGGUUGCGUCCCAUCGUGUGCCCUUCCAACAAUGCUACAGUGAAUUUUCUCCUGCACACGUUAUCGUGCUUACGGGUGAGUGUGUUGGAUGAUAAAUUCCUAACAGUGGGAUUGGUGAAUUACAGAGAAGGUGCAUUUAUCGUUUAGGUAGAUAUUGUCCGGUUGCCCUUGAGAGAAGGUAUACUGACUUAUCUUCCCUGUAGUCAUGUAAGAGAGGAAGGCACCGCUUUACAACUAACACACAUGUCUCAGCAUUGUGCCAAAGAUUUCUUCUUCCUUGGGGAUGCUAAUCUGACAUUUCCUAAUACCGAUUAAAACAUCGGCCUCACACUACAUUCUGUUAAGGGAUUUGCAACUUAAUUGCAUUUGUUCAUGAAACAGAAUUAAUACUGAAUAACUUGCCGUCAACAGAACUAAUUUUGACCCUGUGCUAUGACAAAUCUAUUCAUGUUUUGUGUUUUAAAAAUCUGUUCCAAGUUAAAAAAAAAAAGCUGCUACUUGAGUACCAUUAAACGGAUAUAAAAAAAUGAGACUCAAUCUCUGUGUGGACGCCAACCUUUCCAAAUAGGACAAAAUUUAUUUUUAUCAAUUCUUUCCCAGAGGUAUGGCCAUGGAAAUUCACGACUGGAAAUUCUCUUAUCAGUAGUAUCUGACAAGGUAAUGGAACAAUGCUCAAUCGAGUAUUAACUCAACCCGCGUGUUCUAGGCUACGUGUGCAUUUAGAAGCAAACAGCACCCUUUACGAAGCUCACACCAAACCACUCACCCCUCCAAUUUCUAACAAGAGAGUAACUGAGAAUUGUUAUGGGCAAAUCAGGAUCCAGGUAAACCAGAGAAACAGGUUAUAACCACGUUAACUAUGUUAUGUUAAUCCACGUCCAUCAUUAACUAAUCACCGUUUUCAAGAAGGGGAGUUCCGUUUUAGGGGAGAAAGUUCCCAUAAAUGAAGAACAAACUCGAAAAUGAAGUCAG